AUGGUAAAUGGUGUACCGGCUACUCCAAUCAAAGUAUCUGCUGUUAAGAUACCAGUGAAUAAAACAAUGAACGUACAAACCACACCAUCUAAAGAAAAGAAGCAAAAAAAUGAACCGAAAAGGCAUAAAAGAUCAUCACAAAAGAAAGAUAAGAAGGCCAAAUCGUCAUCAUCAACUUUGACCAUCGGAUGUCCAAUCGUCUUCAUACUUACGCCAUUUGUCAUUUCAAAGUUCCUUCUUUGAAAUUUACAGCUAUUUUGAAAUAUUACUAUCAACUGGAAUAGUUUUCACUUUCAUGUACUCUUCUUCUAUUCAAUAAAUAAAUGACUUUGCGUAACAA
This is a messenger RNA of Schistosoma margrebowiei, 340 nucleotides long. The record is from the annotation of a GenBank genome assembly. NCBI's taxonomy places the organism in Eukaryota, Metazoa, Platyhelminthes, Trematoda, Strigeidida, Schistosomatidae.